AUGUUGCAUUAUGUUAAGGCAUGCAAGCCAGUCAUGAUAAUUACAGAGUAUAUGGAAAAUGGCUCCUUGGAUUCAUUUUUAAAGAAACAUGAUGGUCAGUUCACCGUGAUACAGCUAGUGGGGAUGCUACGAGGCAUUGCUUCCGGGAUGAAAUACUUAUCGGACAUGAAUUACGUCCACAGAGAUCUGGCUGCCAGAAAUAUCUUAGUCAAUAGCAAUUUGGUGUGCAAAGUCUCUGAUUUUGGCCUGUCUCGAGUCCUUGAGGAUGACCCUGAAGCGGCUUAUACUACAAGGGGAGGUAAAAUUCCGAUCCGGUGGACAGCACCAGAAGCUAUUGCCUACCGAAAGUUCACAUCGGCAAGUGAUGUGUGGAGUUAUGGCAUUGUCAUGUGGGAGGUCAUCUCAUAUGGAGAGAGGCCAUAUUGGGAAAUGUCCAACCAAGAUGUCAUUAAAGCGAUAGAUGAAGGGUACCGCUUGCCUCCCCCCAUGGACUGCCCUGUAGUGUUACAUCAGCUCAUGUUGGAUUGCUGGCAGAAGUGUAGAAGUGACCGACCCAAGUUUGGUCAAAUAGUUAAUAUUCUGGAUAAAUUCAUACGCUCGCCGAGCACCUUGAAUGAACUAGCCAACAGCUCUACAUGGCAAGACCCAAACAUGCAGGAAGCAUUUACAGUGACUAGUGUGGAAGAAUGGCUAGAGGCUAUCAAGAUGACCCAGUAUAUAGAACACUUUACAAUGGCCGGAUACGUGACCCUAGAUUCUGUCUUGUACCUUAGCAACAGUGAACUCACCAAAAUGGGCGUCACGUUAGCAGGCCAUCAGAAAAAAAUCCUAUCCAGCAUACAGAACCUCCAGGCAUUAGGAACGCAUGUGCAAAUCUAACGGCACCCUGGUGUUUAACACGUCCUGUAAAGGGAUGUACUGUGCACUACCGGAAGCAGUAUAAUCCAAGCUGUGGAUGUCACCGUUGACCUUCCAAUAAUACAACUACUGCAGGAAAUGAUACUCAAUUCUCAAGGUAUAUAUAUGGGAACAACGUCCGGAUUUUGGCCUACGGUGCCUUUGGAUAGGUAUUUUGGAUGGAGAAAAUAUCUAUGAAAACUACAAGCAACAUAACACAGUGUCAAAACUUUAGGCCGAGUGAUUGUUGAUGGUUCAAUAUAGUGGAAAUUGUCUGUGUUAAAGGCAGUGGUUUCAAGUAACAAUAUUUUCUAUGUUAUGGAAAAUGUUAUUGGACUGAUUAGGAUAGGGUCUCGAUUUUUUCCCACAAGGGUGAUGGCGAAUAGAUCCAAUCUACGUGAAUACUAUGAUGCUCCUUACAGAUAUUCCUGAGGGUAUAUCCCGCCUAGGUCAUAAUUCUUCAGCAGGCAGAUGACACAACUAAACCUCUUCAUCCUCUGAACAUCCUGUCCAUUCAACCUAAUAGAAAUUGUAGCCAAUAAUUUAACCUCUCUCUGCCAGAAUGCUUUAGAAUUGCAUCUAUCUUGGCGUCUUCCUCAAUGAACAGUGCAUAGAUUCUGGUUUGUAGCCAUCACGUCUGCUCUGUCACACCGCAUUGUCAAGAAACCCAAUAAAAUCUAUGUAGCAUUUGUAUUGCAUUGAUAGUCCUGUCUUUUACUACUAGAAAGGAACCAAGGAACAUGAAAAGAGGUCUUCUCAUUCAAUGCAUUUGCGUACAGUUGUGUUUGUCAAGUUCAAGGAUAUCUCAGCUCUUCGCAAAGCCUUUGUGAUUGAUUGUCUAAGUUUCAGUGCUUCCAUUUUCUACCCACGUCCAUAGAUGCGGAAUUCCACAAAUUUCAAACCCGGCUCGUGUCAUAGAAAGGUUGCAUUUUUUAUUUAUUUUUUUGCCUUUGUGGCAAAGUUUUAUUUUUCAUAAACAAAAAAGUGUCAGGGUUUGUGCAUUCAGAAAAAUAAUAACGUAUUGUGUGACGAGCUGCAGCGACAUUGUUUUGUUUGUGACUCCGUCCUGUCCAUGGAAAUGAAAUUCGGAUUUGUACAUAUAUGUAGAGGAAGUCUGUAAAGCUAAUACAUUGUAGCACAGCUCUCCUUUGUUGUACACAAUGUUGUGUUCAUUUUGUGUGCCAUAAGUAAGCGUUAUGCCCUCGAUGACCUCCAUGGAAGCAUCGAUUGCAGGAUACAACCUUUCCACCUAAAUGCAGUAGAUCGGAAUCUGUCCCAAGCUCCCCCCACACCAACUGAAGAACUGUUAGCAUCAAACCCAGAGCCAAAAAGUUCACCUAGUACCGAAAGAAAAAAACUUGUACAAUACACACGUGUACCA
Molecule: messenger RNA, 2278 nt
Organism: Bufo gargarizans (Asiatic toad)
Lineage: Eukaryota; Metazoa; Chordata; Amphibia; Anura; Bufonidae
Product: ephrin type-A receptor 3-like
Exons: 7
Coding region: 1-879 (292 amino acids)
Biological process (GO): protein phosphorylation; axon guidance
Cellular component (GO): neuron projection
Molecular function (GO): ATP binding; protein binding; transmembrane-ephrin receptor activity
Source: RefSeq, a predicted model, not a curated record